This is a messenger RNA of Lipotes vexillifer (Yangtze River dolphin), 1500 nucleotides long. RefSeq names its product target of myb1 like 2 membrane trafficking protein (gene TOM1L2). Bases 1 to 1500 code for a protein of 499 amino acids. The transcript is spliced from 15 exons. The record is from RefSeq and is a predicted model, not a curated record. Gene Ontology annotation, molecular function: ubiquitin binding; clathrin binding; phosphatidylinositol binding. Gene Ontology annotation, cellular component: membrane; endosome. Lineage: Eukaryota; Metazoa; Chordata; Mammalia; Artiodactyla; Lipotidae. Gene Ontology annotation, biological process: signal transduction.
AUGGAGUUCCUCCUGGGGAACCCGUUCAGCACGCCGGUGGGGCAGUGCCUCGAAAAGGCUACAGACGGCUCCCUGCAGAGCGAGGACUGGACGCUGAACAUGGAGAUCUGCGACAUCAUCAACGAGACGGAGGAAGGGCCAAAGGAUGCCAUUCGAGCCCUGAAGAAGCGGCUCAACGGGAACCGGAACUACCGAGAGGUGAUGCUGGCGCUGACGGUGCUGGAGACGUGCGUGAAGAACUGUGGCCACCGCUUCCACGUCCUCGUGGCCAACCGGGAUUUCAUCGAUGGCGUCCUGGUCAAAAUCAUCUCUCCCAAGAGCAACCCCCCAACCAUCGUGCAGGACAAGGUGCUGGCUCUCAUCCAGGCGUGGGCCGACGCCUUCCGGAGCAGCCCUGACCUCACGGGCGUCGUGCACGCGUACGAAGAGCUGAAGAGGAAGGGCGUGGAGUUCCCCAUGGCCGACCUGGACGCGCUGUCCCCCAUACACACACCCCAGCGGAGUGUCCCGGAGGUGGACCCAGCCACCAGCAUGCCCAAGUCCCAGUCGCAGCCAAGGACGAGCAGCGGCUCCUCCUUGGUGCUGCAGGUCCCGGCUCUGAGCGCUGCGGACCCCAUCACGGCCAAUUCAGAGCAGAUCGCCAGGCUGCGGAGCGAACUGGACGUCGUUCGGGGAAACACAAAGGUCAUGUCCGAGAUGCUAACGGAGAUGGUUCCCGGGCAGGAGGACUCGUCUGAUCUGGAGCUGCUGCAGGAGCUGCACAGGACCUGCCGCGCCAUGCAGCAGCGCGUCGUGGAACUCAUCUCCCGCGUGUGCAACGAGGAGGUCACCGAGGAGCUGCUGCACGUCAACGAUGACCUCAACAACGUCUUCCUCCGAUAUGAGAGGUUCGAACGAUACAGGUCAGGCCGAUCCGUUCAAAAUGCCAGUAAUGGAGUGCUGAGCGAAGUGACAGAGGACAACCUCAUCGACCUGGGCCCGGGGUCUCCAGCCGUGGUGAGCCCGACCGUGGGGGGCACGGUGCCCCCGUCUUCCCUCUCCUCCCAGCUUGCGGGCUUGGACCUGGGCGCGGAGAGCGUCAGCGGCACCCUGAGCUCGCUCCAGCAGUGUCAUCCCCGGGACGGCUUUGACAUGUUCACGCAGACCAGAGGGAGCUCCUCGGCUGAGCAGCGCAAGACGGCCACCUACGAGGACCCCCAGGUCGUCGGAGUACUUGCUUCUGCGGUAGACGGUCGGAAACAGAGCCCCGAAGUGAUCCCCGUGGUGCAGCCGUCUGUCAUGGACGACAUUGAGGUGUGGCUCAGGACCGACCUGAAGGGCGACGACCUGGAGGAGGGCGUCACGAGCGAAGAGUUCGAUAAAUUCCUUGAAGAAAGGGCCAAAGCUGCCGAAAUGGUUCCCAACCUCCCCUCUCCCCCAGCGGAGGCUCCGGCCCUGGCCUCAAAUCCCUCCAGCCGGAAGAAGCCAGAGCAGUCAGAGGACGCCCUCUUUGCCCUGUGA